GCUUUUUCUCAACCAAGUUCUUAGUCUAACGAGAUUUUAUCGAAUCAAUAGAGUGGAAAGAUGCGAGUUCUAGCCGGAUUUGUGCUGUUGGCGGUGGCUUUCCAAGCUACCCUGGGUUAUACGCUUCCCCGCGAGCGGCGCCAACUAAGCUCAUCGUCGGUGAUGGCCAUCGAAGGAGACGCCGACGGUCGUGCCGGUAUUCCAGGGCUCAGUGAAAUCCAAGCGGCCAUCGAUGUGGCGCAGUUUUUGAUCAACAUCGGUCAACAGGUGCUUCCGGCAAUACUGCAAAGCUUAGCAUCUCCGCCGAUGGGCGGAGGUGGCACCCGAAUGGAUGAAAUGCAGCUCAUCCAAACGGUUCGUCAACGAAUGAUGGCAUCCGGUAGGGAUUCAUAAAGCAUUAGGUUCAGAAAAAAAUGUUGAAAUAAAAAAAUUAGAAAAUGAA
Aedes aegypti (yellow fever mosquito) is the source of this 442-nucleotide messenger RNA. RefSeq lists its product as uncharacterized. The record is from RefSeq and is a predicted model, not a curated record. Bases 61 to 393 code for a protein of 110 amino acids. The transcript has 2 exons. Lineage: Eukaryota; Metazoa; Arthropoda; Insecta; Diptera; Culicidae.